AUGUCAUCCGAAAACAAAGCCCUCUUCUUCUCCAAAGUUCCCAUCGAAUAUCCAGUGCCGGGUGAGCACUUGACCGUCCAAACUGUUCCCUUCGACCCCUCCGCCCCAGCUCCAGACAAUGGCAUCACCGUCCAAUCUCUAUACACCAGCUUUGAUCCAUACAUGCGUGGCCGCAUGCGCGAUCCGGAAAUCAAAUCCUACACCCCAAGUUACGAGCUAGGCAAGCCCAUCAACAGCCGCUCUAUCGCCAAAGUGCUCAAGUCCAACGACAGCAAAUACAAGCCAGGCGAUCUAGUGCUUGCCUUCCUGCCUAUUCAGGACUAUGUCGCUGUCCCCGCAGGUGGCAUGGAAAUGGUGAGGCCGCUCGAGAACCCAAUGGGCAUCGAGGAUAUCCGGGUCUUCCUGGGGCCCCUGGGAAUGCCUGGGCUGACUGCGUAUUCCUCCCUGAUGGAGAUUGGCAAGCCAAAGAAGGGCGAAACGAUCUUCGUCUCUGCCGCGUCUGGCGCGGUGGGACAGGUUGUGGGCCAAGUGGCGAAGCAUGAGGGGCUGAAGGUUAUUGGCAGUGUCGGCUCGGAUGCCAAGCUGGAUUAUAUUGUGAAGGAGCUGGGCUUUGAUGGCGGGUUCAACUACAAGAAGGAGAAGCCCCACGAUGCGCUCAAGCGUCUUGCACCGAACGGGAUUGAUAUCUACUAUGAGAACGUUGGUGGGGAGCACCUCGAUGCUGCGAUAGAGGCGCUCAAUGACUGGGGCCGCAUUGUGGCGUGCGGGAUGAUUUCGCAAUAUAAUCUGAAGCCGGAGGAUAGGUAUGGGGUCAAGAAUGUGUUCAUGUUCGUGUCGAAGAGACUCACCAUGCGGGGGUUUAUUGUUGGUGAUCAUGGUAUGGGGGAUAAGUGGGCAAAGGAGCACAAGGAGAAAGUCUCUCAGUGGAUUAAGGACGGGUCGUUUAAGCCGGUCACAGCUGAGACGGUGGGAAUUGAUAAUGCAGCAAAGGGGUUGGUGGGCAUCUUCCGCGGUGAAAACUUUGGGAAAGCCGUGUUGAAGUUCCAGAAGGUUUGUUGA
Molecule: messenger RNA, 1059 nt
Organism: Paracoccidioides brasiliensis Pb18
Exons: 1
Coding region: 1-1059 (352 amino acids)
Molecular function (GO): oxidoreductase activity, acting on the CH-CH group of donors, NAD or NADP as acceptor
Source: RefSeq, a predicted model, not a curated record